This is a messenger RNA of Strongylus vulgaris, 558 nucleotides long. The record is from the annotation of a GenBank genome assembly. Lineage: Eukaryota; Metazoa; Nematoda; Chromadorea; Rhabditida; Strongylidae.
AUGCUUCUAUCAACGGAACUUCAAUCAACCACAAAAGUCUUGCAGGAGACGUCGCAAACUGCAGCAAAGGGAGGUGAAGGAGUUGGAGUUACAGAACGAGAGGAUUCAGAAGAGGAGCAACAAGGAGUUCUUCUCAUUGGGACUCUGGCAGUAGUGGUUGCAUCACUUGUAGUUGUCCCCUUCAUACUACUCGUUGUUUUCUUUUUUGUAAUAAGAAGAAUUAGAAGAGCAGAGAAACAGAUGAAAAAAUUGCCAACGGAAGCUCAAGGAAAGAAAGGAACGAAGAGAACUUUGCAAGAGAGAAAAAUUCCACUUCCAAUAACUCAAACUUCUACUACAAAUCCAACAGCUACUGUAGAUAGCCACAGUAACACUGAAAACCCGAGAAAUGUUACAAUGAAGAAACUAGCGUCAAACUCGAAGUCAGCAGAAUCUGCACUAAACAAUCGCAAAAUUCGAGAAACGAAGGGAGCUGGUUCUACCAAGAAGAUCCCUCUAUCUAUAAGGAAAAAUACUGGUUCUGCGAAACGCGUUGGAAAGAAAAAGCUUAAAAAAUAG